AUUCAAAAUGGCCGAAGAAAAUCCAUGAAGCUUUCUUGUGACUAAAAAUAUUUUUACUCCAUCAAAACAAUAAAAAAAGCUCCAAAAUGCAGGAAAUUGAUAUAAAUAUUGAAGGGUACAACGUGAAUGGAAUAUGUGUUGGCUGUUUGAAUCACAAUCGGAAAAUGUCGUACAUCGACGAAGUAAAGGAUUGUUUCAAAUUAUUAGCUCAAAUCGACGUCCCUGAUUAUUUAUCUAUCCAAGUCUGCUGGGAGUGCCUGGCAGCGGUCAGAUCCGUGAUGAGGUUCCGUCAGCAGAUCCAGAGAGCUUAUACGAUACUUAUCAAAUACUCUGCUAAGAACCCAUUCCUGGACUCACCGUGGGACCUCACUCAAUACGCUACAACCAACCUGACACGGACUCAAGUGGAAGUUGGAUCGGAUGUUCUAGAUGUUCAGGAUGUGAAAGAAAUAGAAAUAGAGGUCAAGAGUGAGCCGGAAGAUAACGAAACGCUUCUGCCUAAACAGGAGGAAUUAAAGAUAGAAAAUGAGUUUCCGGACAUAGACGAUCGUUUCUCCGACGACUUCCCGCCAGACCAAAACGCCACGUCUGAAGAUGAUAUGCAGCUGUCCAAACUAAAAGAGAAAAAGGUGAAAAAAGAAAAGAAGGCUAAGAAGAGAAGAAAGAAGAAUUCAGAUGAGUCAAGCGACAAGCCAAAAACAGAGCAAAAAUCCUACAAACUACUCAAGAACCUCCCCGAAGAUUUAGUCACCAUCUACACCAUGACCGAAGAAGAAAUGUGGGUCAUGAGGAACCAGGAUCUAAAGGAUAAGGAAUUCUUGAGGUACAAGCAUAGAUGUGAGGAUUGUUUGCUUACGUUCAACUCGGAGAAGCUGAUGAAGGAACAUACGCUGGCUAAGCAUAGACUGAAAAGCGAAGAUUGCCACAAAUGCGACAUCUGCAAAUCCUACUUCCUUGGCAAGGAUCAUCUGCUCACGCAUAGAGCUCAGCAUCUCACAGCAUAUUGGUGCUCUGCUUGUGGUCACGCGACCUCAGUGAGGAGACGAGCGAGGCAACAUGCGGCCACCCAUCAAACAGUGACCAAGGAGAAGGAAUAUGAGUGCAGGAACUGUGGGAAGACUUUCCCAUCAAGAUCAAAACUCUCCUACCAUCGAACGAAGAAUCACAAAGAGAAACUGCAGUGCGACUGCUGUGGCAAAGUGUUUAUUAGCAAGAUGAUGCUGCGACACCAUCUCAAGUAA
This is a messenger RNA of Ostrinia furnacalis (Asian corn borer), 1241 nucleotides long. Its product is annotated as zinc finger protein 845-like. The transcript has 7 exons. The record is from RefSeq and is a predicted model, not a curated record. Gene Ontology annotation, molecular function: DNA-binding transcription factor activity; RNA polymerase II cis-regulatory region sequence-specific DNA binding. NCBI's taxonomy places the organism in Eukaryota, Metazoa, Arthropoda, Insecta, Lepidoptera, Crambidae. Gene Ontology annotation, biological process: regulation of transcription by RNA polymerase II. The coding region runs from base 87 to 1241 and encodes 384 amino acids.